Messenger RNA from Trachemys scripta elegans, 5690 nucleotides. It is a transcript of the gene PLAGL2, whose product is annotated as PLAG1 like zinc finger 2. The coding region runs from base 232 to 1716 and encodes 494 amino acids. Lineage: Eukaryota; Metazoa; Chordata; Testudines; Emydidae. The record is from RefSeq and is a predicted model, not a curated record. The transcript has 3 exons. Gene Ontology annotation, cellular component: nucleus.
AAGGAGCGCGAGCGAGCGAGCGCGGCGUCACUCCCACAAUGCCCCGCACAAUGGGGCCGCCGGGGCCUGAGCCGGAGCCGAGCCUGGCGGGGCCCGGGGGAACGGGAUGAAGAUUUCUUGCUGUUAAAGUCAUAUCAUUGCAAAGGUUCCAGCUCUACCUGGACAGCGUAACAGCAAGUCGCCCACAGGUAUGAGUUCUGCUUAACAUGGCCCUGUUCUACUAGGCCUGCCAUGACGGCAUUUUUUACCAGUGUUCCUACUUGGAUUCAAGAUGCAAAGCAGGAGGAGGAGGAGACGGGCUGGAAAUUAGUUCCCAGGCAAAGGGGUCGAGAGGCCGAAAGUCAAGGCAAGUGCCAAUGUGAAAUUUCUGGGACCUCCUUUACCAAUGUGGACAAGCUGAGAACUCACACAUUCGCUCAUACGGAGCAGAGACCUUACAACUGCCCUCAGCUGCACUGUGGAAAGGCCUUUGCAUCCAAGUACAAGCUCUAUAGGCACAUGGCCACACACUCUGCCCAGAAGCCUCACCAGUGUAUGUACUGUGAGAAAAUGUUCCACCGGAAGGAUCAUCUCCGCAAUCACCUGCAGACUCAUGACCCCAACAAGGAAGCCCUCCACUGCCCUGAAUGUGGCAAGAACUACAACACCAAACUAGGCUUCAGGCGACACCUGGCUAUGCAUGCAGCUGCCAGUGGUGAUCUGAGCUGCAAAGUGUGCCUGCAGACCUUUGAGAGCACGCAGGUCCUCCUGGAACACCUCAAGGCUCAUUCCAGGAGGGCAUCUGGUGGAACAAAGGAAAAGAAGCACCCGUGUGAUCACUGUGACAGACGCUUCUACACACGUAAAGACGUGCGGAGACACCUCGUGGUGCACACAGGGCGGAAGGACUUCCUGUGCCAGUAUUGUGCUCAGAGGUUUGGGCGGAAGGACCACCUGACCAGGCACAUGAAGAAGAGCCACUCCCAAGAAUUGCUGAAGAUCAAGACAGAGCCAGUUGACAUGUUGGGUCUCCUAAGCUGCAGCUCAACUGUAGCAGUGAAAGAAGAGUUGAGUCCAGUUUUAUGUAUGGCAUCCAGAGACAUGAUGAGUGGUAAGAGCUUUCCUGGCAUGCUGCCUAUGGGCAUGUACAGUACACACCUCCAAGCUCUGCCAAGCUCAGGGAUGCCCCAUUCUUUGGUUCCCAACUCUCUUCCAAUGGGAAUGAGUUAUCCUCUGGAAUCUUCUUCUCCUAUCUCCUCCCCACCACAACCUCCUCCGAAGUACCAGCUCGGAUCUACCUCAUAUUUACCUGAGAAACUACCCAAAGCAGAGGUGGAGAGUUUUCUGUCAGAGCUUCCUGGCAGUCUGUCUCUCUCAUCUGGUGAGCCUCAGUCCUCCUCACCUCAGCCAGUAACGCUGGACGAGACUCUGCUUUCCAAGAGCCCUGCUAACCUUUCAGAGGCUCUCUGUGCUGCUAACAUGGACUUUUCUCAUCUUCUGGGCUUCCUCCCCCUGAAUCUUCCUCCAUGUAACCCACCUGUGUCAACAGGGGGGCUGGUCAUGGGCUACUCACAGGGGGAAACCCAGCCAUUGCUUACCACUUUGCAACCUCAACCUCAAGAAUCUCCCGGAGCUGGAGGCUCCCUGAACUUUGGUCCCCUUCAUUCAUUACCCCCUGUCUUCACCUCCAGCUUGAGCACAACCACCCUGCCACGUUUCCACCAGGCAUUCCAAUAAGAUGACUGUGGCAUUGGUGAGCGGAUCUUCCGCUAAUACUUGCUCGGAGAGCCUUAAAAAUGCACAACUCUUGUACUUCUCUGCUGGGAUGUGAAAGCUUUUGAAAGCUGUUUCAGACAGGACGAUUCUGGUGUCUGGAGGGAGCACUUGUAGACUGGAACAGCAGGUAUCCCUGUGCAUGUCCCAGUCCUCGAUAGUGAAAAGGUUUCAGCUGUAUUUUUUUUUUUUCUAUUUUUUAAAUCUGUGAAUCGGGAGCCACACUUAGCACUGAGGUUUUGGAGCCUUGUUCCUCUUUGGGAAGGUAUUGAAUCUGAGGAGCUGGGGCUGUUUCAGCUUGGGCAGACUUGGACUAACCUUUGGAAGAGUCCAACUUCCAUUUUUAUGUUACCACAUUGCAAUCCUGGCAUUACAACCAGUACCUGCAGGUGAAUCAGGAGGAGGGGGACGUCUAGAGACCUAUCCCAUAUGGAGCAGAGGGGAAGAGCUGUCCUUCCCUAUUACCCCAUCCCAUCACCUAUACAGCUUAUGCCAUUUUGCAUCAGUGUUAAGCAAUAAUGAGAGCAUCAACACGAUGGAUGCACACCACCUCGUUUCUUUUUGCAGAGCCAUCAGAUUAGGCUCAUUCCAGUGAAUUGUUUUUUUUUUUUUUAAACCACAACAGGAGUCUCUUUCUAUCAUUACAAAAAUAGGAGGCACCAGUGUACAUUGGUUUUGUAUCUGGUGUAGCUAGAAUACUGUUUACACAAUGAAGUCAGGUUGCACUGAUUUCUCCUCUUCACUUGUCACAUUUUUUCCCCCAUGGGGAAAAUAAACUGACUUGGACUACUUCAGCCUCUGCCAUUUUAAAUGGUAGUUCUUUGCACAUUCCCUUUGACAUCCCAUAUGCGUCAGAGGGGGAUGGAGCAACUUGGACAUCUGGCUCACUUUUGUGGUGUAUGAAGUGCGCCCUUUGAAAAACACCACAACCACACAGAUCCUGCCUCUAUCUUGGAAACCAAAGCAUGUGAAAAAGCAAAGUUUAGAGCUAGUAGUUGGCAGCAUCAAGUGCUAUCGUACAGGAGACCCAGGUUUGGGAGUGAUCUCUGGGCUUCUGCUCCAUAGGUUAAACAUGGAUAUGAAGGACAGGGUAUGAGCUGACAUCUUUUCUGCCACCAGUUUGCCAGGGUCAGUGACUUCCUGGCUGAUCCACAACGCAGUGUCAAGAGACAUAUUUUGACCUCCACAGUGGAGUGAUAGCAUGCAGGAGUCAGGAGAAAACAAAACUGGCCCUAGUUUUGUUUACACUUAGUCACUGUAUUUGAACUGUUUCCCCAACACUAAUUGUCCUAACAAUAGCUGAGGUCUCUGGGAUUAUAGUCCCUCUUCCUCUCCUCUAGCCUGGAGUUGUGGGCCUUUUUUAUUCCUCCUUUCUCCUGCCAUACCCCCUGAACCCUGGGUUCCACUUCCCUUGCUCCCCAUCAUCUGCAGCCCUUGAGUUCUCCUUUGUGGAAUCUCCACCUACUGAUAGCAAAAAGCUUAAACUUUUAAGGGUCACGUCCGCAUAGUCUCCUGUUCACAUCAUGCUUGGUAGCCCAUAAUCUUGGGUAUGUUAAAUCCAGCUAUGUUUUAAUGCACAUCUACGAACACAGACAUGCAGCUUUUCAUACCUCAGCAUGUAGGAGCAUAACAGGCUAGGAGGGAGUUUAUCAACAUCUCUUUACAAGCCCAGGGAGUUUAUCAACAUCUCUUUGCAAGCCCCCAAAACAGAUAUCUACCUCUGUCCUGUUAUCUUAACUCCGUAAAUGAAGUCAGUUACUGUCCCCCGCAGUCUCUUCUUUCCCAAGAACGUGUCCGCCUCCCUCUUCACUUCAGCUGACAUUUUUUUGCUUCUAUCUUCCGCCAUUUGUCUCAAACCCACAGCAUGCAAUUAGUUCUGUUUCAUUUGCUCAUAUAGCUGGCUCUUCCUCCACUUUACUCAAGGAUUUCCUAUAAUUUUUUAGUAAUGUCAUCCUAACCCCAACUGGUGAACCAGCUAGACCUUGUCAUUUAAGUUUAGCCAGUGAAACUGCAAAUACUACAUUCGUUCAUAUCAGUGUACGUUUUUACCUCAGCAAUAUCCUGUGAAAAUGAGUUCCCCAGAUUAAAAGUAGUACUUCCUUUUAUCCAUUUUCAAAUGUUGCCUUUCAAAUUUCAGCAAGUGCCUUCUUUUAAUUUGAAAAGGUAAAUAGGGGGAUCUCAGCUGGUCUUCUCUUAACCAUUCAUUAUUUUUAAAUACCUCAGUCAUGUCUCCUAUUUUUCUCUUUCCAAAUUAGUUUAACAAUUUCACCUUCUUAAGUCUGAUUUCUGUCUUUACAUAUAUUUUUUUUAAACAAAAGCAAAAACGGAAAAAAACUUGGUGAUCAGAACAAAGCGUUAUUUGGAUUUAUGCAGUGCCAUAAUCAUUUUUCCUCAUCUCUAAAUUUGUAACAUCUGAUUCUCUUUUGGGGUUUUUUUGCCUUCAUUGUGCUUUGAGAAGAGAUUUUCACUGAAAUAUCUUCAGUGGUAGCCAAGUCUACAGCCAGGCAAAUGCCUCCAUUUUCUACAAAUACUCUCUCAAAGAAUCAAUGGAAUUCACUUCACUAGGUUUUGCACCACUUGGUUUGCUUUCCAUGGCUAUUCCAGCAAGCAAGUUUAAAAGGAUGUUCAUAUAUCAAAUGAUUAACCAACAUUAGGGAAUAUAUUAAUGGAAAGCAAGUCUAGAACUCAAACCAACUGUUUACUUUGGGAACUUGAUGCAAAGAUUCAUCCUGACCCAUAACAUGUCCUGUUGAGUUCAAUGGCUAUAGGAUCAGACACUAAGUAUGCAGAUAAGAUUAAAAUAUUAAGUGUUGUAAAUACCAUUGUGGACACAGAAAUAAAUGUAAAAGAGAUCUAGAGAGAUGGGAAAUAACUAAAUGAGAUUCAUGCAGGACAAAUGCAAGUUAAAACAUCUUGGGGGAAAUAAAGAAUUGGAGAGGAGAUAUUUGGAAAGCAAUAUUGUGAAAAAGACUAAAGGGGUGAUAGAGGACAGCAAGUUAGAUGUAUGUUUACAAUGAAAUGUGACAACAAAAAAGCCCUGUGGGAUUUUAGACUGGAUAAAGCAAAGCAAUUCAUAAGAGGAAUCAAUUUCUAUAACUGGUAAGACCUCAUCUGUAAUAAUUAUAUUGGGAUGUAUGUAGUGGUUUACAUCCCUAUGUCUCCUACCACUUACAACUGAAUAUCAUUUGCUCCAUAUAUAAAAUAGGGAUAAUGAGACAGAGGUUAAAGUCAACAUCAAAAGUUCAGAAGUGCCUUUUAAGAAUCUAUAUUUGGCUUGCUCAGUGGUAGAACCCAUGAAUCAACUUCUUGACUCGAGCCCUGCACCAUGCUGGGUCCUAGAAUACUGUAUGUUUAUAGGCACCACUGUACCAGAAGGGCAUAGACAAAUUGAAUUUCAGAGGAAAGCAAUUAAAAUGGCCAAGUGGCUGGAGCGGCUCACUUUAAAAAGAAAUUAAUAGAAAUAGACACCAUGUAACGACCCUCAAAUUUAAAGACCCAGGAGAGAGAGGGGAAUUACUGAGGGUAGUACAAGGGGGAUAAUAAGGUUAAAUAAAUAAAAGGGAAAGUUUAGGUUGCAUAGCAAGAAGGAUGUCAGUCUCCCAGUGGAAGUUAAGAUGUUUCAGCCUAGACUGGCUCAAUUUUAGUAAACACAGUAAGGAAUAACUCUGCACUGCUAAGGAGGUGGGCUUCCUGGUCCUUCCCAGGCUCAGAUUUCUAGAACUGGGAGAAUUCUCACUCAGAUCUUAUUCCUGAGGGCUUACAGCUGGUUCAAGAACCCUUCUGUGUGCAGGUAGUGUAAAUAGGAAGAAACAAUGUCCAUUACUUUGCAUUUGUCUAUGCUGAAUUUCAUCUGCCACCAUGUUAGCCACUUACCUGGUUUUGCUAGGUCCUUCUUAAAAACAGGAGUACUUAUGGCACCUUAGAGACUAACAAAUUUA